UAAACAUUGUUGAUUUUUACUUUUAUUACUAAUAUUAUUAUAAUACAUUUGGUUUUAUAUAAUAAAUUAAAUGUUAUUUUGUGUCUAAAGAAUUAAUCCUAAGUGUUAAACAUGGCGGAUGACGAUGCGAACUUGCAUCGUCUCGAGGGCACAUCGGGCGAUGCUCCAGGCGGCUUAAUCAUCAAAAAGAAGGAUAAGCCAGCGGAUUUUCAAUUUGCAAAGCCUUCCUUACUCGGUCUGGACAAACUAGCAGCUGCUAAGAGGAAACAAAAUCGCCUUAUAUCCUUUCAAAAUGAUGAAAAUGAGACUGAAGAGAAUGAAGAAGAAAGUGACUCAAAUACAGUCAAGGGACGAAAAUAUAGACGUCACAAUGAAGAAACACCAACGUAUACCGGCGGUCUAUCAGAACAAGCCAGAGAACGCAUGUUGGAGAGGCUUCAAAAAAAAGAGAAAGAAAGAGAGAAGGGUGUGCACAAUUCCACACUAGAAGAGAAAAAGUCUCGUUCUAAGGAAGAAGAAGAUGAUAGAUAUUAUAGGCGCUUUGAUAGACGUGACAGAGAUAGGGACAGAAGACGGGAUUAUGAUAGGAGAGAUAAGGAUAGGCACAGGAGUGACAAGGAAAGACAUAGAAGGGAGGACAGGAGGAGAGAUUCUGAAAGAAGUGACAGAAGCCAUUCCGAGAGAGACAGUUCCAGAAGAAGUUAUUAUGAACCCAGAUUCAAAGAUGAACCAAGAACUCCAAGUAUUAAAGCUUUGAAACCAACUGACAAGACAGCUUGGGAUGAUGAUGAUGAUGAUCCAAAAGCAGUUAGGAAGUCCAGUUGGGACUUUCCAACCCCUAUUCCUCGAGAUGGGAAAGACAGUGAUCGCUCCUACAGAAGUGACCGGCGUCCACGAGACUAUAAAGGAAAACUGUAUGAAGACACACCAAGAGCUUCACAGCAUAGAUGGGCUAGUUCUCGCCGAGGUGUGGACAUUGAUGAUCCUGAGUGGCAGGAGGCCGAGAAGAAAUUAGACAGGGAGUGGUAUAACAUGGGAGAAGGUGAGGCAGACGAAUCUGAUCCUUUCGCCGGCGCGAGCGCAGAAUACAUCGCCAAGAAGGAGGAACAGAUUGAAAAGCGAAGGAACCGCAAGGUGUCCGCCGCGAGACAGCAGAUAGACAAGGACAACGAAUUGUGGGAGCGAAACAGAAUGCUUACCAGUGGUGUGGUACACGCUAUAAGCGGAAUCGGAGAUUUAGAUGAAGAGAGCGUAGACCGAGUACAUCUUUUAGUUCACAACAUAGUGCCGCCAUUCCUGGAUGGGAGAAUAGUGUUUACAAAGCAGCCCGAGCCUGUUAUACCGGUGAAAGACCCAACAUCAGACAUGGCUGUCAACGCUCGGAAGGGCUCAGCUCUGGUGAAGGCGUUCAGAGAACAGAAAGAAAGAAGAAAGGCGCAAAAGAAACAUUGGAAGUUGGAGGGAACUAAAAUCGGUAACAUAAUGGGUGUACAGAAGGAGACAGAGGAAAUCGAGGACGGGCCGACCAAACAGGCGUACAAGUAUGCCGAACAUUUGGACAAAGAAGGUGAAAAAGAACCGAAAUCUAAAUCUGACUUCGUGAACAAGAUGACUAUCAGCGAGCAGCGAAGAUUCCUACCGGUGUUUGCCGUGAGAGAGGAGCUGAUGCAAGUUAUAAGGGAGAACAAUGUUAUCAUUAUUGUCGGUGAGACCGGCAGCGGCAAAACUACGCAGCUCACACAAUAUCUACACGAGGAGGGUUACACUAAACUCGGUACUGUGGGCUGCACGCAGCCGCGUCGCGUCGCCGCCAUGUCCGUGGCCAAGCGCGUCGCUGACGAGAUGGGCGUUAAACUAGGGGAAGAAGUCGGCUACGCGAUCCGUUUCGAGGACUGCACUUCCCCCAACACGGUGAUCAAGUAUAUGACAGACGGUAUCUUACUCCGCGAAGGUCUGCGAGAGCCAGACCUCGACAACUACUGCGCUAUCAUCAUGGACGAAGCCCACGAGAGGUCACUUUCUACGGACAUGCUGUUUGGGCUCUUGAGAGAGGUGGUAGCCCGGCGAGCGGACCUCAAGCUCAUCGUGACGUCAGCGACGAUGGACUCUACCAAGUUCUCGUCGUUCUUCGGCAACGUGCCCACCUUCACCAUCCCCGGCCGCACCUUCCCCGUCGAGACCUUCUACUCCAAGAACGUGUGCGAGGACUACGUGGACGGCGCCGUCAAGCAGGCUCUUCAGAUCCACUUGCAGCCAGACGAGGGAGACAUCCUCAUUUUCAUGCCGGGACAGGAGGACAUCGAGGUCACCUGUGAGAUACUGACAGAGCGUCUGGCGGACCUGGAUGCGGCGCCGCCGCUCACCGUGCUGCCGAUAUACUCGCAGCUGCCCGCCGACCUGCAGGCCAAGAUAUUCCAGCGCGCGCCGCCCGGCCAGCGCAAGUGUAUCGUCGCCACCAACAUCGCCGAAACAUCUUUGACUGUGGACGGCAUAAUGUACGUGAUCGACUGCGGCUACUGCAAGCUCAAGGUGUACAACCCGAGGAUAGGCAUGGACGCUCUACAGAUCUACCCCGUCAGCCAGGCCAACGCCCGUCAGCGGGCCGGGCGUGCGGGCCGCACGGGACCUGGCAAGGCCUUUUGUCUGUACACACAGCGGCAGUACCAGCAGGAACUGCUCCCCGCGACCGUGCCCGAGAUACAGAGAACCAACUUGGCUAAUACAGUCCUGCUGCUGAAGAGUUUGGGUGUUGAAGAUCUUCUGGCCUUCCAUUUCAUGGAUCCACCACCUCAGGACACGAUCCUAAACUCCAUGUAUCAGCUGUGGAUUCUCGGCGCGCUAGACGGCACCGGAGCCCUAACGCCGCUGGGCAGACAGAUGGCGGAGUUCCCCCUCGACCCGCCGCAGUGCCACAUGCUGAUCGUGUCCGCGGAGAUGGGCUGCAGCGCCGAAGUGCUCAUCAUCGUGUCAAUGCUGUCGGUGCCGUCAGUGUGGUACCGGCCGCAGGGGCGCGAGGAGGACGCGGACUCGGCGCGCGAGAAGUUCCAGGUGCCGGAGAGCGAUCACCUCACCCUGCUGCACCUGUACAACCAGUGGAAGUCCAACAAUUAUUCCGGUUCCUGGUGCACGGAGCACUUCGUCCACGCGAAGGCGAUGCGCAAGGUGCGCGAGGUGCGCCAGCAGUUGAAGGACAUCCUGGCGCAGCAGCGCCUGCCGCUCGUCUCUUGCGGGACGGACUGGGACACCGUGCGGAAGUGUAUCUGUUCAGCGUACUUCCAGCAAGCCGCUCGUCUCAAGGGUCUCGGAGAAUACGUGAACUGCCGAACCGGUAUGCCGUGCCACCUCCAUCCCACAUCAGCUCUCUUCGGCAUGGGCAGUUCCCCGGACUUCGUGAUAUACCACGAGCUGAUGAUGACUAGCAGAGAGUAUAUGCACUGCGUGACGGCGGUCGAUGGGAGAUGGUUGGCGGAACUGGGACCUAUGUUCUUCUCGGUCAAGGAGACUGGCAAAUCCAACCGCGAUAAACGAAAAGAAGCAGCCGUCCAUCUACAGAAGAUGGAAGAAGAGAUGAAAGUAGCGGAACAGAAGAUGGCAGAAGAGAGAAAGAAGAGGGAAGAAGACGUGCCAGUGAAGCAAGAAGUAGCCACACCGGGACUUAACACACCGCGCCGCACGCCGCAGCGAUUGGGCCUGUGAUCUGCUAUACCAGGAGAGUUGCAGAUAAGAAGAUACUUUAUAAGCCCGCGGGUACUUUUUAAGUGGCGUGUGUGAAGCCCUCGUAAAGUUAAACCAUUUUGAAAGUCACGCACACCGGCAAAAGAAUGAAAAAGCGUGAAAAUUUUUUCCUUUUAAUUUAGAAGAAUAUGUUUGUGGUCUGCGAUCUGCUAUACCACGAGGUGUGUAGGUGCAACUAGUCUGUGUUGUAUUUGAGCCCAUUUAAAAGCAAUUUUUAAUACAAAUUACAUAAUGUUUAGUACAUUUCCAUUUUUGUAAUUUAUUGUUAAUUUAAAGUUAGACAUCUGUAAGACAUUAUGACAUAUUUUUAGGACUGAAAUAAAGAUUAUUUUGUAAACAAAUAUUUUUAUUAUCCUUCAUACAAUCUACAGCGGUAUUGGAGUCGUUGUGAAAAUUAAAGA
Aricia agestis (brown argus) is the source of this 4136-nucleotide messenger RNA. RefSeq names its product pre-mRNA-splicing factor ATP-dependent RNA helicase PRP16. Lineage: Eukaryota; Metazoa; Arthropoda; Insecta; Lepidoptera; Lycaenidae. Gene Ontology annotation, biological process: mRNA splicing, via spliceosome. Bases 112 to 3696 code for a protein of 1194 amino acids. Gene Ontology annotation, cellular component: intracellular anatomical structure; spliceosomal complex. The record is from RefSeq and is a predicted model, not a curated record. Gene Ontology annotation, molecular function: RNA binding; ATP hydrolysis activity. The transcript is spliced from 22 exons.